ACAUAAUUCCCACAACUCCAAUCCGAAGACUGUACACGCUAUAAGAAACCUACAUAUCAAAAAGAUUUUAAAAUAAAGCUCCCUCUCCGACGUCGACACCUAAAAAGCAGCUUUAGCCGCAAUAGCAACUCCAGCCGAUCUCACCAAUAAUCAAGAAAUAAUGAAACUCGACCCCUCCCUCACAAUCGUAUUCGGUACCUUAAGUGUAGUCGCGGCAAUUGCAGCAAUCCGAUAUAAGAAAUCCGUUGGCAGUCUACUCAUGAGAAUAAUCAGGCGUAGAGGCAGGAGAGGAAUCCACUCCAGCGCCCGGGACAUCGAAGCCCAACCAGGACUCGCGACAAACGGGAACACGCGCUCAACCGGGAUUGAGCUGCAACUCUUGCCUCCGGUUGCUCUGCGGCCUUUGCCUUCGGUUGCUCACCCCACGACGUAUCUUGAUCCUGUUCCAUCACCUUACGAAGAGACGGCGCAUGUGCAGACUGUGUGGCGUAUCUAAGGAUGGUACUCGGAUACCUACCUAGGUAGGCUGAGAUCAACGGGAGUUUGAGGAGUAUGGAGGAGUUGGAUGUAUAGUAAAGCGAGGUGUUUCAGGAUGCAUUUGCUUGGUACAAGAGGGGAAAAGGAUAACGGCGUACGAAAGGACGUGAACGAAUGUGUAUACACAUGCG
Mytilinidion resinicola is the source of this 668-nucleotide messenger RNA. RefSeq lists its product as uncharacterized. The record is from RefSeq and is a predicted model, not a curated record. Bases 161 to 496 code for a protein of 111 amino acids. NCBI's taxonomy places the organism in Eukaryota, Fungi, Ascomycota, Dothideomycetes, Mytilinidiales, Mytilinidiaceae. The transcript has 2 exons.